This is a messenger RNA of Bactrocera dorsalis (oriental fruit fly), 6259 nucleotides long. Its product is annotated as Krueppel-like factor luna. NCBI's taxonomy places the organism in Eukaryota, Metazoa, Arthropoda, Insecta, Diptera, Tephritidae. Gene Ontology annotation, molecular function: DNA-binding transcription factor activity, RNA polymerase II-specific; RNA polymerase II cis-regulatory region sequence-specific DNA binding. Bases 2640 to 4433 code for a protein of 597 amino acids. Gene Ontology annotation, biological process: regulation of transcription by RNA polymerase II. The record is from RefSeq and is a predicted model, not a curated record. The transcript is spliced from 5 exons.
GCCGCAUUUAGUCUUGUUUAUGCCGGCUAACAUGCAACAUAAGCGUCGUCGUUGUCGUGUUUCAAAUCGCGCGCAGCAAAUAUUGUUAUCGUCGCCGUUUACAAACGCCGUAAGUGCAAAACGUUGCCAAUCGUUAUCGUCGCAGCAGCAACAGCAACAGCAAAAGUAAUAGUCGUCGCAAUCGUCGUCGUCGUCGUCGUCGUCAACAUAGCCGUCGUAUCGUCAGCAGCGUCAAUCGUUGUCGCCUUUGUCUGCGGAGUCGAGUAGAGUUGUGUGGCAACGUCCUAAUGUACAACAAGCGUACGUUCGUUGCUUAAAAAGUGCAAAAACCACUAGUUACUAACCUAAAGAGCUGCGCUAAAAGCUAAAGAGAGUGAAAAAACCAAGUGUGGAAAUUAAAGAAAUCGCAAAAAAAGCGUAAAUCAGCGGUAAAUUGUUCGUUAGUGAGCGUCUAUAAUUGCAGUGUAAACAGUCGGUAGCCACACACGGGCACAUUUAAGCCCGCAGACCGUACGCCGUACACCGUAAAGUGGUAGUAGUAGCAGUCGCCGUAGCAGCGACAGCAAUAGCAAUAGCAACAACAGCAAAGUCAGACAAAGCGAGCAGAGCGCGUGAUGCAUGCGUACGCUUUUGGGCCAAGUCAAGAGCAACGAGAUACAGUCAGACGUUUCGGCAUCUAGUUUCCGCAUGCAGUAAAAGCCGGUUAGACCGAGAAUUGAAGGUUAGCGAAAAUAAAAAUAAGAAAGUGCUUAAAAGAAACUAGCGAAUUUCAUGCGUGUUUCGUGGAAAAUAAAAGAGUGCCAUUAGAUAACGAGCGAGUGCGGUGGUGAAGAAGUUCAUGUGUAAUAAAACAAGACGCCGGUAAGCGUGAGUGCAGUGUUCGGCGCGUUCAUUUAAUGGGCCAACCAGUUUUAAUGUGAAGUCACAUAAAAAUAUUUUCCAGCUACUAGCCGGCAAUAAUAAAGUACGUAGAUUCAGUGUAAGCGCACAACUUCGCGCUUUUGAUUCAAGUCCCACACACACACACACAUGUGCGACAUAUGGCUGUGUAUGUAAGCGCCUAUGUUUGCAAGAAAAUUCUUCUUACUGCCUGAAGCAGCAAAAGCAAACAGUCUCUAAUCGAGUUAAUAUCAACAGUGCCGGAGCCAGCAAGCACGUCAAUAGACUGAUAGCGGCGUAUGCAAAAAAAACAGCAACAACAACAAGCAAGAAGCAAACAACGUAUACACGCACAAGCAGCUGCUGCACGGCACAAAGAAAAAGUAAAUAAAAUACAUAUAAGAAAUUUAAAAGUACACAACAACAACAAUAACACUAAACAGUGCGCUGCCAACGUCUUGUGUGUGUGUAUGUGUGCGCCGGCAGGUGAUAUGCGGUGAUAAGCGCCGGUAGCAGUGACAGCAAGUGCAAGUAACAACAAGAAAGUGCGCUAGAGAAAACAUUGAAUCAAAUGUAUGGCAAAAGCAAAAACAAAUACAAAUAAUUACAAAAGAAAGGUGUGCAAGUCAAACACAGGCGUCACAAGUUGCUCAACGCACACAGGGCUAAAAUAAAGUGCAGAUAUCUGUGUAUGCAAGUGUGUGUAUGUGCUCCUGAAAAAAAAGUAGAUAAUAACAAUAAAAAUUAAAAAUAAAAAAUAACUAUAAAUAUAAAAAAAAAACAAAUUCAAUUAGGAAGACUACUGCAUUGCAAGCUAUUUUUGGAAAUAUUAUCGCUUUUUGCCAGCAAAAAAAGUUAAAUUAAAAAAUCUCUUAAGUUCUGAAACAUGUUCUGCGAAUCAAUUAAAAUUGCAGUGUAAAAAGAAUCAAAAUCAAAAUCUGCAAAAUUUCUAUAAAUUUACCAUAAUUCGUUUUAAUUUUCGGAAAGUGCUCAGCAGUGUAAAAUAUUAACCGUUAUAAGCGAAAUUGUGCAGCAUGUGUCAACAAUAAAUUUUAAUACAAUUUCAUUCCGCUGUCUAGACGCCUACAUAUUAUACUUCGCUUCAUUUUCGAAUUAUUAAUGCAAACGCGCACUUAUGUGUGUGUGUGUAUGCGUGUGUUCGUUUGAGCGGCGCAAAUGUUUGAUUGGUGCUUUAUUAAUUUUAGCUGAAAUUUUAAUUAAAAACAAAACAUAAGAAAAAAAUCGCCAGCAAAAACAGCAACAAAAAUUGAAAGCGUCAAAAUUGAAAUGCGAAUAUCAAAAAUUAACACAGAAAUAGCAUAAAGAAAUUAAAUAAAAUUCAGUGGCCACAAACGCGAAAUUCACAUACACACAUACCUACUUCACAAAGGAGAAAUUAUGCGUCAGCUUUGAAAUAAUUUAUUUAGAAUUUUGCGGUUGGCAAUUAUCAGUUGAUUUUUUUUUCAACUCAACAACAACAACAGCGUGCACGGUUCCAAAUAGCUGAAGCGCAACCGUUGUCAACCAGAGUACAGUGAGUUCGUUAGAGGAGCGAAAAAUAAGUGUUAACAUAAGAAUAAAAAAUAGUUGUAAUUGUUGUAAAAAUAAUAAAGAAAUUAAUAUUAAAAUUAGCUUGUGUAAAAGUUGUGUGAAAAUAAUUCAAAAACUCAAAGUGCAUAGAAGUUGCAAGAUAAUUAUUAAAUCGGCAAAAUUUUAUAAAUUUCAAAAAUUAUUUUUCACAAAAGUGUAAAAAUAUUUCAAUGAAAACGGAGUCGUUGGAUUUUCAUAGUAUGGAUCUCAAUAUGGAUAUACUACCGAGCGGGAAUAUAUUCAGCGAAUUGGAGCACGUCUGCACCACUGGCUACUUCUCAUCACAACCAUCUAUUGAGGAUCAAUGGCAACAGACUUGGUACGAAUUGGAACGCUAUCUGCGCGAUGAACCCAAGUUACAGUCAUACAAGAAGAUUCAUGAACUCGACACAGCAUGGGAUCUGCUGUCGGCGCCGGCGCGCAUCUUCGAGGAACUCAAAAUCAAAGAACAAAACCUCGACUCAGUUUCCACAACGUCUUCAGUGUCCUCAACAUGCUCUGGCAUGUCAUGGGAUAGCAGCGGCACGCAGGCCCUGAGUUGUUCGGUGGUAGUCAAACAAGAGCGCAUCGAUGACGACGAGGAUGAGCUGCACUCGGAUAGCUGCGAGGAGAAGUACACCGCUUCUGCGUUGGCCACUUCACUGGGCAAUGCCGCCGCCACUUCGCUAGCGUACUCGCCAUGCGGCUCCGCAUCGAGCACGCCGACGCCGAUCGUUGGCACCAUCAAUGCGGCCCAAAUUGGCACGACCCUAACGGCGGUGUCGGAGAAGGGUAUCAAAUUGCGUGUGAUCGCUACAAAGGCGCACAAUAAGGGCGUUAGCAGUCGUGCCAAUAGCAUUAAUGUGAACAUCAGUAGUGGCCAUAACAGCAACAAUCAAAGCAGCAACAACAGCAACGGUGGCGGCAGCAGUAGUAGUAGUAGCCCGCAGGAUUACAUGUUGCCAACCUUAACGCCGCCAUCGUCACCCGAAUCGAUACGAACCAGCAUCACAAACAAUACGCAGCAACAGCAACAGAGGCAACAGCAACAAAUCGAUGCUAGUACUAUGAGUGCUACCGAACUGGCUACACUUAUACAACAGCAACAGCAGCAGCAACAACAACAGCGCAUCGGUCAGUCGCAAUAUUCCGCUGCAACGCCAACUUCUACCGCCAUACUACGCUUCUCCAGCGCCGUUACGACACUGGUCAAUAGCAGUAAGAAUCCUACCCUGACGUCGACUACAGUUCCUCUAUUACAACAGCAACAGCAAAACCUGCAGCAACAACACCAACAACAAAAGUCGCACUUAAGCAUACAAACUGCCAGCGCCGGCACAAAUACCGAGCCGCAUCCGCCGUCAGCAGCCCAGUCACAGCCAGCAACAUUGUCUUCGUCGUCAGCCUCGUCUACGGUCCACUCCAACAUUCCGCGCAGCACCAUCGUUCGUCUGACAUCGGCGAAUGGCACAAAGAGUGGAGCCAUUAGUUUGGCGCGUGUCAUACAAAUGCAGAACAGCGGCAGCGGAAGUGUGGCAGCAGCGAUGCUGAAUGCGUCAGCCACAUCCAAACAGCAGCAACAGCAAAUGCAACAGCAUGUGAUGAAUAUGGCGGUGACAGCAGCGCAGAUCGCUCAGCGCGGCACACAGCUGCAAAAUCCGCAAGUAACCACAUUGACUACCAAGACCCACCAGCGACACGAUCACAGUCCAGAUGCCAAGCGUCGGAUACACAAGUGCCAAUUUUUGGGUUGUAAAAAAGUAUAUACCAAAAGCUCACAUCUCAAAGCACAUCAAAGAACGCAUACCGGCGAAAAACCGUACAAAUGCUCCUGGGAGGGAUGUGAAUGGCGCUUCGCACGCAGCGACGAGUUGACGCGUCAUUACCGCAAGCACACGGGCGCCAAACCUUUCAAAUGCCGCAACUGCGAUCGCUGCUUCUCGAGAUCGGACCACUUGGCGUUACAUAUGAAGCGCCACAUGUAAAAACAAUUUACAACAAACAACAACAAUUUACAACAAACAAACAACUGAGUAAACAUGACGCAUGAAGUGAGCAAACUGAAAAUGUAUCGUCAAAAACAGCAAAAGUGCAAAUGUAUUGAGACUAGCUGAGAAGCAGUACAUAUGUAGCAGAGUAACUAGUUUAAAGCAAAAAAAGUAUGAAUCAUAAAAAAGCAUACACACUAAAAUUAGUCGUUGACAAGUAUAAGCAUUAAGCGAAAACACACAAAAUGAAAAAAAUAGAUCCUUAUAUAUUAUAAAAAUAAUAAAAAAAAAUAAUGAUAUUGUGCCAUCAACACGCAAAACAUGCAAAAUUAAACAGCUUAGAAAUUAAAAAUUAGUUUUAGAAGACAACGCACACACACAACACACUGAGAAAUUCAGCUAACUAAAUUGCAUUUGAGUAAACGCGACGCGCAAGACACACAACCAAAUUUGUUACGUAAAUUAUGAAGAAUGUUCAUUUUUGUAAGUCACUGUAAAGUUUAGGCUAAUUCUGGAACAAAUAGUAUUUCUCAUUUUGCUUGCGUCUGUUAGGAAGAAGCAACAUACAGAUUAGUGAGAAAGCGAAAUUCAGGUGUGCGACGCCAACAAUGCUGCUUUAAUUCACGCAUACAAUUACAUUAAGUGACAACACAAACAAACAAUUAAAUAAAAUAACAUAAUUCUUUAAGAGCUUAAACAUAAUUUUCGCCUUUUAGUCGUAAUUGUAUUUCGUUUUCUUAUAAAAAUAAUGAAUUUUUUAUUUUAAAAAAAUAUUUAAGUGCUUAAAAGCUCUAACGCGUAAAGCUCGCUGUAAGCUUUUGCGUAUUGAGUACACAGAACAAAUGAUGAAUUUUACCAAAGUAAAGCAAUUUUUUAUUAGUACUAUUAUUGCAAUUAUCAUUAAAAAUUAAACAUAAUUAUUGUAACUAAAAUUUAUCCUUACUUAGAUUUAUUGUCUUUGUUGCGCUUGGUUUAUAAGUUGAAAGCGCGAAGCAGAACAUAUUUAACUAUUAACUUGGUAUUAUAAAUUAGUGUAUUUAAUUAAAUAAAAUGUACUUUCUGCUAGGUUUUUCGCCGGGUAUUAUUAAAAGCUAACUGUAUAUAGAAGCGUAUCAUAGCGAGUGCAGGGCACGAUCUGCGCUAGUACUGUUCACUGUUUAUAUUUAGGAAAAUGUAAGAAUGCUUUGCACGCUGCUUUAGUUAAUAAGUGGGAAGGACAUAAGGAAAAUGGCAAGAGAAAUUAGAACUAUUUGUAUGCGAACGUUUGGCGAUAAAAAGAUUUGAAAGUGUGUGCGAAUUCUGAGCUUUUGCUUUUUCACAUUUUAAAAGCAUUAAGCUCAAAAGCUUUAAAGCUUUUUUGUUAUAAGGAACAGUAUUUCAGAUAUUUCCUUGUUCACAAAACUAUUUCAUUGAGACCAUCAUUUGUUUUCUAUACUUAUUUCGAAAUAUGCUUAACUGAAAAAGCUUCGUAGAACGUUUGUAAGCCAUAUUGGUCCAUACGGUGAAGUAAUGCAUCACAAAAGAUAACUUGAAACCACUUCAAGCUUUCAUGAAGCGCACAUUGAACGCUAAAUCGUGGUAAUAAGAUCAAUAAAAUGAAAGCUACGUGGAAGUACUCAAAACUCGUAAAAAAGUUCACAAAAAUCUCAAAAUACGCAAAACUAAAUUGAAAAGGUCUUCAAUAAUGAGAUAUAAAGCACACAUAUCAAUAUGUGAAAGCUCAGUUUAUCAUAAAAAAGCUUUAACCCUUAAACGCUUUUAUAUAACGCAACUGAAGCUUCGCUUAAGCGAUUGAUGAACUUUUGAAGAUGAAAUAUUUUUUU